AUGGCGGAGCCUACCAACCACGAUCUUAUCAUCGCCCUCCGAAAGGAGGUGGAAGAGAUGCGAGAAGAGAGAGCUCGGGCAAAAGCUGAAAAAGAAAAACGAGCAAGGGAGGUAGUUCCAGUCUUGAAUAUGUUUAGUCAUGGUAACAUUGUGGAUAUUCCUGCAGGUCCGCAGAUAGAGGCCAACAACUUCAAGUUGGGGAUACCCUUAAUCAAUAGGGUUGAACAAAAUGCCUUCGCAGGAAGAGACACCGAGGACGCAAAUCGACAUCUCACCAAGUUCGUGGAAAUAGCUAAUACAAUCAAGAUCAAUGGUGUUGAUGAUGAUAUUGUGAGGGUAAGACUUUUUCCCUUUUCCUUAACUGAUGCUGCUAAAGAAUGGUAUGAUUGUCUGCCUGCAGAUAAAACCACAAAUUGGAAGGAUCUAGUGGUACUCUUCCUCGACAAGUACUACCCGCCUGGCACCAUCCUAAAGCUUAAGUGUGAGAUCUUUCAAUUCAUACAAGGAUCCGAUGAGCCUCUAUAUGAAGCUCUCGCACGUUUCAAAGCCCUUCUCCGCAAAUGCCCGAAUCAUGGUUUUGGAAUAGACCAUCAGGUAGGAAUCCUUUAUAAUGGGUUUAACGAAAAAAUCUCUAGUUUGUUGGAUUCAGGGGCGAAUGGGGGAUUCUUGAGGAAAGGAGGAGUUGCUGCUAUGGAGGUGAUAGAGGAAUUAGCUACAAACAGUCGAGGUUGGUCCAAGGAAAAACACAAAGCUGAAAGGCUAGAUGCAGUGAAGAAACCAUGUGGGAAUGAGACAUCCCAAGAAUUGGCAUUCAUCAGAGCAAGACUAGAAAAAUUGGAAGCUCCAGGCAAAGAAGGGAAUGCCAUCAAAGAUGUCAAAUAUGUCCAAAAUGGGGGUGAUCCCAACAGGCUUUAUAAUAAUAAUUAUCGCCCUAAUCAGGGGGGUGGGUUCAAUCUAGGCAAAGAGAAAGGAGUGGAGCCACCUACCAAGGAAGACAAAUAUGAGGCUGGCAUCCAAAAGAUCUUGGAGCUAAUGUUAGAGGAUAGAAAGAACAACGAGACCAAGAUGGGAGUUGUAGAGGAAAGACUUACCAAACUUGAAUCUGGGUUAAACACUGUUGUCUCCACUGUGUCCAUCAUUAAGUUACAAAUGGAUCAAUUCCAAAAGAAGGUAGUGGAGGAUAAAGGCAAGGUUGUUGCCAAGGUUGUCGGUACCAACAAGGAUGAAGCCAGCACCUCCGGAACGAGUUUUAGGGACUGUCCGACACCCAGCGGACCACCGCAUACGUUGCAGCGGGCCGCCACUGGGGCACAGUUUGGAUCCUGCCCGACGCCUGGCGGACCGCCGCAAACCCCGCAGCGGCCCGCCACUGAAGAGGCAGAGGCGCCCGCCAAGAAGGAACUCGUGCGGCACAAUGGGAUUGUACUCCCCUUCCAGCCGAGGAAGCCGUUCAAGCUUGAAGAGCAAUUCCGACAAUUCUUAAAUAUGUUUUGUAAAUGUCAUACUAACCUCCCUCUUGUUGAUGCAUUGCAGGAAAUACCUAGGUAUGCCAAGCUCUUGAGAGAGGCGGUGAUGAAAAAGCAAAAGCUCCAGAAAUCUGAUCUAAAGCUACCUCUUCACUGUAGUGAUAUCAUCCAAAAGCAAAGGACUGUCAAGCAGAGGGACCCUGGCCAAUUCAUCAUUCGCUGUUCCAUUGGGAAUGGCAAGGUAGACAAGGCUCUUUGUGAUCUUGGAGCUAGCGUCAACAUAAUGCCAUUGGAGUACUACGAGAAGCUCAACAUCGGGCCGCUCAAAUCCACAGAUACCUGCUUAAGGAUGGCCGAUAACACUGCGGUAAAUGCGGUAGGGGUAAUUGAGGAUGUGUUAGUAAAGGUUGAUGACUUCAUAUUCCCUGCCGAUUUCUUUGUUUUAGACAUGAAAGUUGAUAAACAAGUUCCUCUGAUUUUAGGCAGAAAUUUUCUAGCCACAUGCAAAGCUCUUAUUGAUGUAGGUAGAGGAGAAAUCACAAUAAGUGACCAUGGAGGAAAGUCGACCUACAACAUCGAAAGCGCGAUGCUUAAGUAUGAAGAGGCUAAACAAGCUAAGAUGGAACAUGAUUGCAGGGAGGUCAUGGUGACCGAUUUGUCUAAGCCUUAUGAUCCAUUUGGAGGGGAAGAUCUUUCUAACCCUACUAUUUUCAUUGUUAACACUUUACCUCAAGCUCCUAAAAAGGGCGAGCCUAAUCCUACUAAGCCUACCUUGCAGGAAAAGCCCAAGAGAAAGAAGAGGAAGAAGACUACACCUCAAGAUGACCCCGAAAUCUACGUAAUCAAAACCUCGAAUGGAAAAUUCAAAUGGUGGAAGAAAGUUUUCAACAAGUUGGUUCCAUUUGCGGUGGCAGAGACUAAGAUUGUUGGUACAAAGGCAUUCCAAAGGAAUCCUCAUGAUGGGGGAUAA
This is a messenger RNA of Salvia hispanica, 2436 nucleotides long. The record is from RefSeq and is a predicted model, not a curated record. Lineage: Eukaryota; Viridiplantae; Streptophyta; Magnoliopsida; Lamiales; Lamiaceae.